Messenger RNA from Alosa alosa (allis shad), 1307 nucleotides. It is a transcript of the gene noazfp, whose product is annotated as zinc finger protein 330. NCBI's taxonomy places the organism in Eukaryota, Metazoa, Chordata, Actinopteri, Clupeiformes, Clupeidae. Bases 171 to 1109 code for a protein of 312 amino acids. The record is from RefSeq and is a predicted model, not a curated record. Gene Ontology annotation, cellular component: nucleus. Gene Ontology annotation, molecular function: zinc ion binding. The transcript has 11 exons.
AGAUGCAAAGUGCUCGUGUUUCUACCCGGAAUGAGAUCCAGGAUGUAUGCAAGUUGCUAACUUCCAGUUAGCAGUUUGGUUGGAUGGUCCGAGGGUGAGAAGCUUUCGAUAUUUACAGGUCACAUCUACUGAGCUAACGUCGCUUGUCAAGCCUCUUUUACCAAGGAAAGAUGCCGAAAAAGAAGACCGGUGCCCGUAAGAAGGCUGAGAGUCGCAAGGAACGAGAGAAACAGAGUCGGGCCAACAGAGAUCACGUUGAUGUAGCGAAGCAUCCGUGCAAUACAACCAUGGAUUGUGACAAAUGCCAAAGGAAACAGAAAAAUAGAGCUUUCUGCUACUUUUGUGCCUCGGUCCAGAAGCUGCCCAUGUGUGCUCAGUGUGGCAAAACAAAAUGCAUGAAGUCCUCGGACUGUGUCAUCAAACACCCUGGCAUCCACAGCACGGGGAUGGGCAUGGUGGGGGCAGUGUGUGAUUUUUGUGAGGCCUGGGUGUGCCACGGGAGGAAGUGUCUGAGCACUCAUGCCUGCACGUGCCCUCUCUCUGAUGCUGACUGCAUUGAGUGUGACCGCAGCGUAUGGGAGCAUGGGGGACGCAUCUUCCGCUGCUCCUUCUGUGAUAACUUCCUGUGCGAAGAUGACCAGUUUGAACACCAGGCCAGCUGCCAGGUCCUGGAGGCAGAGACCUAUAAAUGCAUUUCCUGUAACCGUCUUGGGCAGCACUCUUGUUUGCGAUGCAAGGCAUGUUACUGUGAUGACCACGCACGUAGCAAAGUUUUCAAGCAAGAGAAAGGCAAGGCGCCUCCCUGCCCAAAGUGUGGACAUGAAACACAGGAGACCAAGGAUCUCAGCAUGUCAACGCGUACGCUGAAGUUCGGUCGGCAGGGCGGUGGAGACGAGGAAAGCUACUACAAUUUUGCGACGUCUGGUUAUGCAUCAGGUUAUGGAGGAGGGAACCAGGAUGAUGAUGAGGAAGAUGAUUACUACAGAGAGGAUGAAGACUAUGACGAUGAUGAAGAGGAGGAAGAGGAUGAGGAGGAGGAGGAUGAAGAGGAUGUGGGUGAAAAUGUGGUGACUGAGGCAGUGUCCAACCUUUCUGUAGGCGCCACCUGAGUGCAGGGGAAGUACUAGCUUUCUUUUCAAUCAGGUUUCUCUCAAGGGUGAGGCCCAGAGUAUGUGUUUGUGUGUGUAUUUUGGGUUAAUUGCACCCAUGGGUCUUACCGUUUGUAUACUGGUAGUUCUGACAGUGUCACUGUUUAUAAUUAAUUACCCAAUGCACCUUCAGAAGGAAAUAAACAAAGAAUGGAUGUA